AUGGCCUCUCACAUCCCACCAGCUGGGUUUCCCCCAUAUAACCCACAAUACGGACAAGAACAUUUUCAACGUCCCGUGGGCCCGACGUCGAGUUAUCAGGCACCGCAGACGACAGGUAGCCUUGAUCAGAGCGGCAUUUGGAGAGCGGAUCAGGCAUCAGGCGUCACUUACAGUAGUGAGCCAUCGCCGCUUCUGCCUCCCCGACCCGACCACUCAGCUGGCUACGGAGCGUAUACACAUUCUGGAUCUUAUCCCGACAACUAUAACCAGCAUGUGAGCAACGCCCACCUCGCUUCACGUGCGCCGCCGGCCAGCGACGUGAUACAAGGAGUGUCUGUCCAGGCCAGCACCAGCUCGGUCAGUACAUCAACCCAAGGCUGGGACACCUCGACUCCUCAAGCUCCAGCCGGAGCGUCAUACCCACAGAACGCGGAGGAUGAGGAGAUCUUGUCCCAGGCUAUGCUCUUUGCGCAGACAGCAGCAUCUUCGCCUUACGCAGCCGGCCCACCGCUCUCAAAACCCGUGGCAGUCCCGCACCUGACACAAAGCAACUCGAUGACUUAUACGCAGCCGCCUGGGUCCAGCGUCAACAAGUACGCACGGAUGUACUCCCCGGUACUCGCACCGCAUGGUGUAUCGGAGGUCGAUUUCAUGGCCUUCCUCGACGGAUUAAAUCUCGUGUCCACCGCCUCGCAAGCCAUACAGGCAGCAAACAUUACGAACGUGCUACUUGCUUUUGACCCCACGGGUAUUUCGCAGACGGUCAGCCUUGCGGCCACAGUAGGGCUCCAGGCAGGCCAGCAAAAGGUAUUCAACCGUCGUGCUGCUGCCUUUCUGCGCAGGGCCAAUGCCGAGUUCUUUCAUCCCCGAGGGCUUCACGCAGCACAGCGCAGUCUCGACGAGCUACGAGAAAUCGCACACAUCCUAAGCGACGCACCGCUCACCACGCCCAUCAACAGCGGGUGUAUCCUGGAUGGUGUUGCUGAAAAUCGAGUGCGUGCGAUGCAGCCCUGGCUGGCGCCCAUGAAGUUCGAUGUCCCGCCGGAACCUGCGCCGCCUGCCAAUAACGGCCUCCAGAAGAUCAACAACUUACAGAAAAGGCAUCUGCACAAAUUCAUGGAUCGAAAAACCAUCUCCGUCCGCCUUCAGGAGCUCUCGGAUAACCCACAGGUCCUCAGCAUCGAUGACAUCAUCCGGAUCGCUGCUGAUGUCCGCGCCACUGAGGAUAAAGACCUCACGUCGAAGGUAGAUAAAUGGGAGAAAAAGAUGCUCAAAGUAGCCGGCAGCGGGAAAGGUAGACCUGUGAAGGAUAAAGGCAAGGAAAGAAGGGAGGAGAAAGCUACGCUUCGCUCGCACUGGUUGGUCGUCACAACCUGGGACGGUCUCGAAGAAUCUUCCUAA
Molecule: messenger RNA, 1401 nt
Organism: Ilyonectria robusta
Lineage: Eukaryota; Fungi; Ascomycota; Sordariomycetes; Hypocreales; Nectriaceae
Exons: 1
Coding region: 1-1401 (466 amino acids)
Source: RefSeq, a predicted model, not a curated record